AGAAUACCACGCGUUCCCAAAAUGCCGCGCGCAGGGCCCACCCCCUUCCUUUCCUCAGUGGUGAGCGUGUCUCGCCUCUGCUUCUUCCCCUCUUAGCCGGCUGGAAAACGCGGGCUCUAGUACAACAGUUCCGGCACCGGAAGAGAAGGCUGACGACAGGGCCCGGGGGCUGCCGGAAACACCGACCCUCGGGCUAGCACUGGGCUGGAGAAAGGGCUCGCGUUUCAAGCACUCCCCCAGCAAGGAUGGGCUGGACGGGAAGGCGGGGACUUUGUGCAGCUGCCUGUGCCCAUCAUCCAGCAGCUCUACCACUGGGACUGUGGCCUGGCCUGCUCCAGGAUGGUGUUGCGCUACUUGGGCCAGCUGGACGACGGUGAGUUUGAGAGUGCCCUGCAGGAGCUGCGGCUGACCAGGAGCAUCUGGACCAUCGACCUUGCCUACCUGAUGCGCCACUUCGGUGUGAGGCACCGCUUUUGUACCCAGACCCUGGGUGUUGACAAGGGCUACAAGAACCAGUCUUUCUACAGGAAGCACUUUGACACAGAGGAGACCCGGGUGAAUCAGCUCUUUGCACAAGCCAAGGCCUGCAAGGUGCUGGUGGAGAAAUGCACAGUGAGCAUGCAGGACAUCCAGGCGCACCUGGCGCAGGGCCACGUGGCCAUCGUGCUGGUGAACUCAGGGCUGCUGCAUUGUGACCUGUGCUCCAGCCCUGUCAAGUACUGCUGCUUUGCCCCCAGCAGCCACCGCUGCUUCUGCCGCACUCCCGAUUACCAGGGCCACUUCAUCGUGCUGCGCGGCUACAACCGGGCCACUGAGUGCAUCUUCUACAACAACCCGGCCUACGCUGAUCGAAUGUGCAGCACCAGCAUCAGUAACUUUGAGGAGGCCAGAACAAGCUAUGGCACAGAUGAGGACAUCCUUUUUGUCUACCUGGACAGCUGACAGCUGGAACCUGGUGUGCUUAGGCCCUCAGACCCCACCCCCACCCCAGCAGGGCCCACUCAGGAUGUCCUGGCCCAGGCCCAGGUCAGCUGAAGCUGGGAGGUGGAGCUGUGGCCUCAGCCCAUCUGGCAAAGCCCCAGAAAACCCCAGGAGAUGGUGGCAAGGCUGCUGUGCCCACCAGUGCUGUGUGUUGUGAUGCUGCUUACCCUCAGCACCUGCUGGUUGUUGGAACCACUCUUUAAGCAUCUGACAGGAUCCUUUCCCCAGAAACCCAGGCCUGACACCAUCUGUGCCUGGAGAAGUCCAGCCCCAAGGGUGCUGUUGUUGCCUUUGAGUUGGACUGAAGACCAUGGAAAGGCCUAAGCUAGUCUCCUCACCAACACUGUAACCAAGCCUGGAGAGAGAAGUCGAUUGACAGAUAACACUUGCCAAAGACAGCAUCUGGUUGUUGGGAGACAACAUAGCUGACCGCAGGACCCUGGGAGUGAGGACUGUCCCAGGCCCCUCUCUCCUGAAGUGCUGCAGAACCCCCUAUUCCCUGUGAUGGAUGCCACCACCUCCUCCCGCCUCCCAGUGGGCCUGAGUUUCUAUGGCUGGUAAUGGGGCCUCUGGCAUAGACACACCUCACAGCCCUCACUCUCCCCUGUGGAGUCCCAGCCCCUGGGGACUCUGAGGCCCCCUCCAGGUCCUCCAGCCCUGUGGCAUGAAAGGCUCUCAGGGGCAUGAGCUGGGCCUAAUGACCAACAGCACAGAGUAUGCUUUGGGAAUAAACAGCUGCCUGGGCCCCAAAGAGUCCCCCCACCCAGAAGGCCUCCUGACACCGGCCUAAGUCCUGACAGCAGGUCCAUCUUCUGAGUGGAGUGAGAGAAGCUCCAGGUCCUACAGGGCAUCCUGCAGCUGGCCACCCAAUCUGGCAUCACACUAGGGCCUUUUGCACAGAUGCUAACUCUCUUGUCUUGACUGAGAAGGGGGUAUCUGCCCAGGAUCGCACAACACAACAGCACGUAGCUUCAACAAGCUUUUUCCUUUUUUUUUUUUUUUGGUUGGGUGGGGUAGUGUUUUUAGGGGUUUUGAGAUUUGAGUUUUCAUUUUUGAGGGGUGAGGAUCACCUCCAAGUAAAAAAUAAUAGCAAGAGUGAAGGUACUUUGGAACCACUAACACCUCUUCACAGGGCAGGUAAGCCAGGCCAAGUUCUCUUUCAGAGGAGGCUUGGCUUGUCUGCAUAGCAGGCCUUUCACCUCACAGAUGAGAAAGCGGUCCAGUCUGGGGAGAGUCUGCCUAGCACAGUGGUGGGGCUGGGUCUUACCCCAGGUCUGUACCUAAAAUAAGGGAAAGGGAUAAUUCCUAAAGGGGCUGGGGACCCCCACCCCGUGGCCUGCCUCUUGCACAGGAGGACAGCAACACCAUCCCUGCACUCCUGCGGUUUCCUGUGCCCAAGGUGAGGCACAGUGGCAGUUGCUGUACCUGUCAGCUUGUCCCUCCCCACCACAGUGGUUCUCAGGGGCAAGGGUGGGCUCUGCUAAUGAGGGCUGUCAGACCACUGAGCCGUAUGGCACCAGGCACAACCUUUGGCCCAGAGGGAGAUGCUGCUGGCUGAGCAGCCAAACUGGGUUUCAAAGACUGGUGCUGGCAUCAGAUUGGUCUCAUCAACAUUGCCUUAAUGCUGGGUGGCCCAGGGUCCAGGAACUCUGGCUCCAAGCCUGAGAGUACCAUACAGCAGCUGUGGAGUGUGGGGUAAAACUGUGAGAAUGGCUGUGUGAAGGGAACCAGUGGAAGGAAGUGACAAGUUCGGGACAGCUGGGUAUGAGUGAGGCAGAAUGCACACCCUGGUGGGGUUGCUGGGUAGAGUAGUCACUAUGUCCACCCAGGACAUUAAGAAAUGCUCAGUCCCUGGGCCCAAAGGACAGCUUUUCAGGGAAAGCCACAAGUUAGAGGUAAGAUUAAUGAAAAAGUUGCCCAUGCCCAAGGUGCAUCAGCCUGCGGAGGGUCACAGGAUGUAAGCCACACUUGGGUUCUUGCACAAGUCACAAAAACGAGACCAGAGAUAGAGCCUGGAUGUCAGGGACUUUUGCCCACAGCUGCCCAGCUGGUCCACACUGGAGCUCAGUGUAGCCUCAGAAGCCAUGAGAGACAGCAGGCUUUGUGCACUCUAGCCACAGGGGGAUGAAUGGGAUCUCUCGCAUUGCACAGAUUUUAUACAUAAAUAUAUUUUUGUUUGUAAUGAGCCAUUCUGAAUAAACAUUCUCACUGCAAAAAUUCA
Molecule: messenger RNA, 3202 nt
Organism: Otolemur garnettii (small-eared galago)
Lineage: Eukaryota; Metazoa; Chordata; Mammalia; Primates; Galagidae
Gene: GUCD1
Product: guanylyl cyclase domain containing 1
Exons: 6
Coding region: 340-942 (200 amino acids)
Source: RefSeq, a predicted model, not a curated record